This is a messenger RNA of Panthera uncia (snow leopard), 8345 nucleotides long. It is a transcript of the gene ST3GAL2, whose product is annotated as ST3 beta-galactoside alpha-2,3-sialyltransferase 2. Bases 1304 to 2356 code for a protein of 350 amino acids. NCBI's taxonomy places the organism in Eukaryota, Metazoa, Chordata, Mammalia, Carnivora, Felidae. The record is from RefSeq and is a predicted model, not a curated record. Gene Ontology annotation, molecular function: beta-galactoside (CMP) alpha-2,3-sialyltransferase activity. The transcript is spliced from 7 exons.
CCCCCUUCCCCCACCCUUCCCUUCAAGCCGGGCUGGGGUGGGGGGAGGGGCCGGACUGAGGCGGCGGCGGCGGCUCGCUCCGGGAGGGCAGAGCCGGCAAGGGCGGGACUGGCCCGCUGCGGACAGACGAGGGAGCCGCGGAGCUAACGGGUCCGGACGCCGCCAGCGGCGGCGGCUUUCUGCACGGGCGGAGGCGGCGGCAGGAGCGGCGAGCAUGGCCCGCGCUGCGCCCGGCGCUGAUUGAGGGUCAUGCUGCGGCAGCUUGGCGCCUGACGAGAGCGAGGGGGAACCUGCCAGGGGAUUACUGCUAGCGAGAGCUAACAGCAGGACAGCAGGCCUCAGGGGAGUGGGGAUGGGCAGAGCAGCCUGUGAGGCUGGGCCAGCAGCACCAAGGAGGCCUGGGCCCUGGCAGGGAGCUCGGCACACGCUCAGCUGACCCAGACGGCAUUCACAGCAGAUCCCCACUGAGCAGCAGCUGUCCCCAGGCCCUGGAGGACCUCUCAGCAGGAGCAGGAGCUCCGUGAGCCCCUCUUCGACCACAGUUGGGGCUGUGACCAUUGGGAGAAGGGAGCAGCGCCUUGAAUGGGAAGCGGAAGGGCAGAACCUAAUGCAAGGAGGAUUUUGGUCUCUGCAGGAGAGUUUUCUGACACCCACAGAGCUUCCUGGGUUUCUUCUCUCAAGACUGGGGCAUCGUUCCCUCCCCUGGUGAAGGGUUUGGCCCAGGAGGGCCAGUUGAGGCGGGGACAACUCUUGGAUGGAAUCCAGACCACUUGAAGCUCAUGUGCUCUCUGCUGUGAUUGAGGUUCAAAGGCUUCCCCACUGCAGGGGACGAGGGGCCGCCUCCGUGUCUGCUCAUGAACCACAAGGACUCCGAAUGCUCCAGACUGGACCGUUUCGAGCCACCAAAGAGGGGGGCCCCCGGAGCUGGCAGCCAGCAACCCCAAGGGACUAGAGGGCUGGGAUGGACUGACCUGCCCCUCACCAGGGCAGUGGGAGAAUCAGAGCCUCUGUGGCCCAGCUAGUGACAGAGAGACCUGAUGAAGCCAUAAGCAGGGGCCCGAGUGGCCCAGGGACAGGGGAGCCACUCCUGCCUACGUGCUUUCUCCUUGCCUAGAGGGAGGGUGUGGUGAGGGACCCCUGCCUCUGUCCCCUCCUCAGCACGUGCCCCUAUGCCCUUUGCACGUGGUGCCAGAAGAGGCAGGCUACGCUGUGGCUGGCCCAUCAGUGGGCUGGGAAAGGAGUGGCCACGGUGACACCCCACUGCCCACCAGGCUGGUGGUCUGGCCCCCCGGGGCGCCAAACCAUGAAGUGCUCCCUGCGGGUGUGGUUCCUCUCUGUGGCCUUCCUGCUGGUGUUCAUCAUGUCACUGCUCUUCACCUACUCCCACCACAGCAUGGCCACCUUGCCCUACCUGGACUCGGGGACCCUGGGUGGGACCCACCGGGUGAAGCUGGUGCCUGGCUAUGCUGGCCUGCAGCGCCUCAGCAAGGAGGGGCUCCCCGGCAAGAGCUGUGCCUGCCGCCGCUGCAUGGGUGACACUGGAGCCUCUGACUGGUUCGAUAGCCACUUCAACAGCAACAUUUCCCCUGUGUGGACCCGAGAGAAUAUGGAUCUGCCUCCAGAUGUCCAGAGGUGGUGGAUGAUGCUGCAGCCCCAGUUCAAGUCACACAAUACCAACGAGGUACUGGAGAAGCUGUUCCAGAUAGUGCCAGGCGAGAACCCCUACCGCUUCCGGGACCCCCACCAGUGCCGGCGCUGUGCCGUGGUGGGCAACUCAGGCAACCUGCGGGGCUCUGGCUACGGUCCGGAUGUGGAUGGGCACAACUUCAUCAUGAGGAUGAAUCAGGCGCCAACCGUGGGCUUUGAGCAGGAUGUUGGCAGCCGAACCACUCAUCAUUUCAUGUACCCCGAGAGUGCCAAGAACCUGCCCGCCAAUGUCAGCUUUGUGUUGGUGCCCUUCAAAGCCCUGGACCUCCUCUGGAUUGCCAGCGCUUUGUCCACGGGGCAGAUCCGAUUCACCUAUGCACCAGUGAAGUCUUUCCUUCGAGUGGACAAAGAAAAGGUUCAGAUCUACAACCCAGCCUUCUUCAAGUAUAUCCACGACCGGUGGACAGAGCAUCACGGGCGGUACCCUUCUACAGGGAUGCUGGUGCUCUUCUUUGCCCUGCAUGUGUGUGAUGAGGUGAACGUGUACGGGUUCGGGGCCGACAGCCGGGGCAACUGGCACCACUACUGGGAGAAUAACCGGUACGCGGGCGAGUUCCGGAAGACGGGGGUGCACGACGCCGACUUCGAGGCCCAUAUCAUCGACAUGCUGGCCAAGGCCAGCAAGAUCGAGGUCUACCGAGGAAAUUGAACCCGCGACCCUUCCGGGCCAGGCGCGAACCUCGGGCGCUGGCUCCUAGCCGGGACUCCAGGCCAGCCGGAGGGCGGUGGCCUCGGCGUGGGCACGGCGCCCCAUUGGGCGUUUCCAGGCCCUAGGAGCGACGUCAGGGCGCGGUCUGGACUAAUCAUGCUGCAAGUCCAGCGAGCGCUGGCUGUCCCUCGCCAAUCAUGAGACUGGGGACUAGCCGGCCAGGCACCAAUCAGCGCUGCAGUCGAAGCGGAGGAUUUUUUUUUUUUUUUUUUUUUCUCCCAGCCAAUCAUGCGACUCAAGGAGAACUGCCGGCCCUGGGCCCGUCUCUUCCAAUCAAUGGCCUUCGGAGGCGGGCCGGCGGCCGCUGAAUCCCCUCUCCCCUAUGCUUUGGGUAGAAUUUUAUUUCACGCUUUGUAAGGAACAGAGGUUGGUUCCGGCCUCAGUGAGGUACUUUCCUCAGUGUGUGUAGGAGCAUUGCCCGCCGCUCGUCGACCUCACUCGGUCAGGGGCGCCGAGAAGGAGACGGUGGGGAAGGUGCGGGGCAGCGGCGGCUCGGCUUCCCUUGCCGGGGCUGGUGGGGGGCGGGGGUGUCCCUCUUGACCUCCGGGUGGGCGGUGGGGCGUUAGCCGUUCCUAUAUGGUGGGCUAGGGGAGAUCAGAUGGUUUCCGAGGAGCGCGCCUUCAUCCCAGGGUAAAAGCUGGAGCCCUCUCAAACCUCUUCAGACUCAGAGAAUUUUGGACCCCACGUUUCCUUUUUCUGUCAGGCCCAGAUGGGUGAGUGUAAACCCACCAAAGAAAUGCAGUGGCUUGUGGGUCCCCUCCUCUUUCUCGCCAUCCCCACCUUUGGCCACCCUAUGGAAUGGCCUUUCUGACCAGGGCAUUUAGCAUCUCACCAGAAAACCAGAACUGUAUUCACCCGUUGCUAACGGGCGGAAUUCGCCUAGGGCCUAACUCUGGAACACAGGUGUAAGGAACACGGCAGGGGACAAGGAAGCCCAGUCACUUCAGAUGUAAGGUGCUUCUCACUCUCGUGUACUCUCGGCCCCUACUGUUCACCCAGAACCUUUUCAGUGGCUCUUCUUAGGCCCUGGGCCUCCUCACCAGCCUACCUGUCCUGAAAAAAAAAAAUCAAAACUUGCCCUGGGGGUUGGGGGGCACUGUUGCAUCUUCACUCCCUACCGCCCCCCCCCCCGCCCCAACCGCCCGCUCGCGCGAAUAAUCGAAUAAUCGAGCGCGCGCACACACUCGCGCGCGUUUGGCCUGCUCUAGGGAGAGGGAGCAACACGUGGGAAAGAAGCCUGGAGAUGGGGAACCCAGCUUGCCUGGUGCAUGCACCUUCUUCCUUCAUCCAUCACCCCAAAGAGGAGUAGGAAACCUUUGCCUGGGGGUGGAAUUUGCUUUGGUCUCGUAAUUUAAUUAACUUGAGGUUACCAGGGAUGGCUGACCAACAAAGAUUUUUUUAAAACUCUACGUUGGCCAUGCAGAUAGCUGGGAUUCUAGCUGGGGAGGAGUAGACUUGCCCGCUUGCAUGCCUCCUCUCCUGCCCUUGUGUCCCCUCUGCCCCAUGCUCACUUCCUGCCUCCUUGCUCUAACCCACUUUCCAUUUCCAAAUCUAGAAGGGCAGGGAAACCAACAAACGGGUUACAACUGGAAUUUACCUGCAUGACUGAACCCAGCUGAAGCUCUGACAGGAAGCUGUUGAUGGUAUUCUCACCUUACAAGGUUGGGGAAAUUUCGGAGGGGGGAAAGGGCUUCUGUGAAGUUUCCAAACUACUAAUAGGAUCCCCCUUCCCAACAGUGAGGAACACAAAUACCACCCUUUAUCUUAGUGAGUUGAUACCACCAAGCAGCCUCCUGGCCAUUGGUGUAGUUCCUGCAGCUGGCUGGGGGAACAGGGACCAGCAGGGAGUAUUUUAGAAGAGGAUUAGGGCAGGGCAGUGGGCACCCCUAAAAGUUAAUAUAUUGAGAACGUAGCUAGAGUCUGUUCCUUUCCAAUUCCAAAAGUAGGAGGAGUAGAGCAUGAGGGUGGAUUUGGGGGGCCUUUAGUGGAAUGCCUCUCUCAGGGCCUACCCCAUCAUUUUAGAGAGUCAAGGCACCAGCCAUUCUUGCCAGUCUCAGCUCAGUGCUUCCUGAAGAGGCAGUUUGGAGUGUUUAGAAGAUGAAAAAAGGCGAUUAUGCCAAACAGUAUUGAGCAGAAUAAUUUAUUUCUUCUCUGUUCCUUUUUCUUUUUGUUUUGUUUUGUUUAAAACGUUAAUAAAUCCCCUUUCUGGAAGAGGUAGGUCCCAGCAUCCAGCCCAGAUCUCCUUUUCUGCAAUAGUUAUUUAAACAAAUGUUUUUUAUUUUCUUCCCUUUCUCUCUCUUUCUGAAUUAAAAAGAACAAAAGAACUAUAUAGUCAUUUGUCUAUUUGAAAUGGGUAUGGUUGUGAAAAGAAGAAAUCUCUGUCAGCCGGGAGCUAUGACCAAGUAAUGACUAAGAACAUUGGGUGGAAGGUUCGAAGGAGAAAAGAGCAUGACUCCAAACACCUGCCCCCGUAUACACGAGGCCUCCCAACCCAGUCCACCAGCAGUGCCCUCUGAAAUAGUGGUUCUUUACCACUGUCCUUUGGGACACGUGAGUGGUUCAGCAGGGCAGAGACUGUCCAUUGCCAGGGGCCCCACAGCAUGCAGAUCCAGCAGGCACCAGGAUGGGGUUUCCCACAACAUUUCCAGGUUCUGCAGAACUCCCGGUGAUGCUGUAGGUGUGGGUUGGCAGGAAAUUGACAGAAUGGGAGAAGCAGGUUGCACAGGCAUCCGAGGCACUUCCUUGGACCAUCUGGACCCCUAGGGUCUACUUUGUGCAAUGGAAUGCCACCAAACAUCCAAUUUUAUAGUUCAAUGGACCAACUACUAUGGAUCUCACAACAGACAGCUGUGAGUCUAAAGUCACUUGGUGUCCUGCAAUUCACUUUCUGCCUGUGCCCAAGAGCAAUCCAGGAGUUGCUUUUCACUUGGAGAAUAACUUUUGGUAGAGGAGCAUAUUGGUAUUUUUCUAAAACCCUAGAACAGGGGCUAUAGUUCUCUUACUUGGAGUUGUCAGAGACUCCUUCCAUCUUUCUCUCUCUACCACAGACACUCUGUUAGCAUUUGGUUGCCUGGGUCCUAAAGCCUGGUGGCAGGACAGUGUACGCAUAGGCUAGACUUCUGAGAACCAUUUCUUGUUUGGGUCCCACUCAACUCAAAGCCAGCUGCCUUACAGGUCACUAAUUGGUUGGAGCAGCACUCCCCAAUGUUGUACCUGUUGCCUCCACAAUCAAGAGUUCCACCAAAUUGUGUAUCUUUUUUUUUUUUUAAUGUUGGCCAAGGGCUGUGUUGCUUUGAUCCCACAAAGAUAUCAUAUCUAGAACAACAGGUCAGCAUUACCAUUCGAUUGCAUUUGCAAUAAACUGUCAGUUUUUAAGAGUCAAAUGGUGAGUAAAUGGGAUGAGGAAAAAAUCACCCACCCCUGUAUAACUGAAGUUUGAUGGCAGCACCAAUUUCUGUAGAUGCUGUUAGAGUGUGGUGUUGACUUUUUUUUUUUUUUCCACUUACUACUUUGGACAUGGUCCCAGGGACUUCUGUUUGGUCCAUCUAUCGUAGUCACCCCCAUUCCAUGGGUAAGGUUGUCAAUCUGGGGAUUUCGCCAGGUAGUAAAUGUCUCUUCCCUUUUGGGACAGGAAAUUCCAGGCAUGACUAAUAUUUUUGCAGUUUGCUUUAUUGCCCUUUGCAGAUACUGAGUUUUUUUACAAGUUGAAGGUUUGUGGCAACCGUGCAAUGAGCAGGUCUAUCAGCACCAUUUUUCCAACAGUAUUUGCUCACCUUGUGUCUGUGUCACAUUUUAGUAAUUCUCACAAUAUUUCAAACUUUUUCAUUACUAUAUUUGAUAUAGUGAUCUGUGAUCAAUGGUUACAACUUGCUGAAAACUCAGAAGAUGGUUAGCAUUUUUGAGCAAUAAAUUGUUUGUUUUUAAUUUUUUUUUAAAUUUAUUUUUGAAAGAGACUGAGUAUGGGGUGCCUGGGUGGCUCAGGUGGUUAUGCAUCCGGCUUCAGCUCAGGUCAUGAUCUCACGGUUCGUGGGUUCAAGCCCCGCGUCGGGCUCUGUGCUGACAGCUCAGAGCCUGGAGCCCACUUCAGAUUCUGUGUCUCCCUCUCUCUCUGCUCCUCCCCCACUCAGGUUCUGUUUCUCUGUCUCUCAAAACUAAAACAUUAAAAAAAAAUUAAAAAAAAAAAAAAAGAAAGAAAGAGACUGAGUGUGAGUGGGGGAGGGACAGAGAAAGAAGAAGACAAUCCAAAGCAGGCUCCAGACUCUGAGCUGUCAGCACAGAGCCCAACACGGGGCUUGAACCCACAAACUGUGAGAUCAUGACCUAAGCCGAAGUCGGAGGCAGUUGGCUUAACCAUCUGAGCCACCCAGGCGCGCCAGGGCAUAAACAUUUUUAUACAUAAUGCUGUUGCACACUUAAUAGGCUACAGUAUAGUGUAAACAUAACUUUUAUAUAUACCAGGAAACCAAAAAAUUCAUUACACUCGCUUCAUUGUGAUACUUACUUUAUUGCUGCAGUCUGUGACCCAACCUGCAAUCUCUCAGAGGUAUGCCUGUACCUUAAAAUGGGUCUGUGGUCUUAUUGGACCCACCAUUAAAUGAACUUGGAUCAGAGCUCCAUCUAUCAUUUGCCAUAAUAAGCCUGACUCUAACUGGUGGGCCGUUUUGGUUGGAUGUGAGAGCUUGUAUCUGAUAACUCCUGAAGCUCUGGGUAUUUCCCUUUCCCUAGUGCACUGUCACUUUGGGAAGUAGGUCCCUCAGGAAAGACAUGGGGGAAGAUUCAGGUUCCACACCUGACCUAUGUCAGAGAGUCACUCCUCAAAGGACCCUGGAAUCCUCUUGAAAAAGAGGCUCCAUGUGUGACCUGAAUUAGGUCUGGGAACUGGGUGAGAAGCUGUGAAUCCCCAUUCUGUGACCCAGGCUCCUCAGCAAUCUUUGAAUUUCUGCUUCCAUGCAUGUUAAGCAGAACCUUAGUAGCCUGCUUGGCAUCUAAUUCCUAGAGAUCCUAAUGGUCCAUUAACUAUUGUCCCAAAUCCUUGUAGGUCAGCUUUGCGCAGUGGCAGUAUCGUAGCCAAUGAGGUUUAUCCGAGGCGCGAUUAUUGCUAAUUGAAAACUUUUCCCAAAUCCUUGUAGGUCAGAACUCUAAUUAUCAUCCUGUGGUCUGUUGUGGUAAUGUGCCCACCACCACAAGUAGUAGGCACGUCUUUUUGGACUUUAUCAUGUUGGGAUCACAUCAUUCUGACUUACACAUGACAGCCAACAGAGUUCAUCAAAGAUGGCACACCAAUCACUAAUGCAUUUUUUAAUUUUUUAAAACAUUUUUGCUGUGGGAUAUAAUCUAUAUGCAGAAAAGAGCAUAAAGAUCAAUGUACUAAAAUAGAUAAUUUCAUGAAUUAUUUUUUUAAAGCUCCUAAUGGGGGUUUAUUUGGCAAAUUUUAUAGAUAAAUAGAUAACAUUUCUAUGGUAAAGAAAAGCAACUUCCACUGCCAUUUCAUUAUCAAAAUGGACUGGGGAAAAGGAGAAGAGAGGUGGUUGAACAUGUUAUUUGGAAGAAUUAGAAAAACUAGAAUGUUGUAUAUUUUUCCAGCUUCAAUGAGAUAUAACUGACAUAUAACAUUGUGUAAGUGUAUAAGGUAUACAACAUCGUGCUUUUAUAUGUGUAUAUUUUCCAAAAUGAUUACCACAAUAAGGUUAACACAUCAAUCAUCUCAUAUAAUUAACAUUUUGUGUGUGUGUGGUGAGAACUUUUAAAAUCUCUCUUAGCAACUUUCAAAUAUACAAUACAAUAUUGUUAACUAUAGUCACCAUGCUGUACGUUACAUCCCCACAACUUAUUUAUCUUAUAACUAGAAGUUCGUAGCUUUGACCACCUUCACCCCACCACCUCCUCCCCCUGGCAACCACCAAUCUGUUUCUAUGAGUUUGUUUUUUUU